Leptopilina heterotoma is the source of this 902-nucleotide messenger RNA. RefSeq lists its product as uncharacterized. The record is from RefSeq and is a predicted model, not a curated record. NCBI's taxonomy places the organism in Eukaryota, Metazoa, Arthropoda, Insecta, Hymenoptera, Figitidae. The coding region runs from base 21 to 893 and encodes 290 amino acids. The transcript is spliced from 4 exons.
UACGACUAAUUUCGAAAAAUAUGAUCGAUGCAGGUUUCGAUAAUCCAUGCGUUAUCGAGGAAAUGUCUAUCCUGUUGACAGACAAAUAUCCGCAAUAUUUUGAAUGUGCAUAUGGUGCGAAACAUGAUCAGACACAUGCCCGAAUGAAAAACUGUUUUAAAUAUUUGAGAACAAAGGAUAAAAAGAGUUCACGUUGUAAAGGAACUUCAUCGAGUAAAGUUGAACCAAAAAAACCUAGCAUGAAGAAGGAAUUGCAAUCGACCAGAAGGUCCAGAAUGAUGGCCAUUAGUAAAGUGAAUGCCUCAGAAAUUUUAGAUAGGUAUCCCGCACUCCGAAGAAAGGAUAUGCUUCUUGAAGAAUUUUGCCAGCUGAUAAAUUUAACUGCUAAUGAUUUGAAGCAGAAUUGGAUUGAGAUACUCCCCAAAGUAAUUACUGCUUUGCAAAUUUCUGGAAAAAAUCUUUCUUUUGAUGGUCAGACCAUGGCUGUAUUAUAUCAUCUGCCUAAAUUAUUCACAAAGGCAAAAGAAGGCGGAAAAAUUCUUAACUGUUUUCCGAGUGGAACGCCAAUCGCGAAUACUAUUCCGGGUGUUGAUGAGGCUCCAAAAUUGAUAGCUAUAGCAAACAGGCCAUUGAAUAUGAUGCACACAAUGUGCUACAUAGAUGGCACACCAAUUUUUGAAGCACACGGCUAUGAAGCCAUACUUCUAUUGCUAGCCGUCUAUUGGAUAUUUCAAGUCCAAUUUCCGGCAAACGCUAAACAGCAGUUUGCAUUUAUUUCAAUAUCCAUUUUAAGAGAUGUGGCAGUAAAAGACAUUGAUGCAAACAUCUUAAAAAAGAUAACAUUAACAAAUGUUUUAAAAAGUUGCGACUUACUGCCAACUUCCUCAACUUAAAGUUAAAUU